AUUAAUCCAGGCACUGUUUUGUGAUGGCAAUCCCCCACUGGACCUAACCACCGUCCCGCCCUAGUCGAUUCAUGGAUUCAUCCAUCACUUAUAGACGGGUCCAUUUUCCGAGCUGUCCGCUUUUACGGCACUCUGUAUUCCCGGACGAAUUUCCGGCUCAAUCCAUGCUCCAUUCUUGGAAGUCUUGAACAACUAGCUAUGAAAGUGUCUUGGGUGGAGCGAGUCCCUCGGGGUCUCCUGUUACUGACCCGCUUCCCGGGACGGACCCAAUGUUUCUUUUGGGGCUUUAUUGAUGUGCUCUUGACCACGAGCUCGUUCUUGUUGGCCUUAUCGGCCUUGAAUCUGACCGCUUGGGACCGAGUGGCUCGCAUCGAUCACUAUCGCGGUUCCCGCGUAACGUCGACCGUGCUCGUUACGGGCAUUGUUACCGUAUUGGGCUCUUUGGCCGCAUUACUCAUGACCUGUCCCAUGAUCUAUGUGGCUUAUCGACGGGGCAAGGCUCGCGUGUGGUUGACUUUGUACCAGGUCAAGUCCAUAAUGGUGGUUUUGGCUCAUAUGGUGGCUCUGGUCUGGCUCUUGACCGGUUCAGUGGGCGGAUCUUGGUCCUCGGAGGAGGCUGAAACCUUAGCUUUGGCCUAUAUUAUCGUGGUGGGCCUGAUUGUCCCGCUUUUCGAGUUCUUGGUGGUCAGUCAUUACGAGUUGGAAGUGAGGGACGUGGAGUCCAAGGCCGAGGUCUUGAUGGCGAUUCAUGACAAAAUGGUCGCAAAGCGAUUGGCCCAAGCCCAGCGAAAAUCUCGGCGACGGCCAUGAAUACAUGAAUUUUUCCUACUCAAGACACCAUAUGCAUAAAAUGAUUGGGAAAAAUCAAGGCCCUGAUCGUGAUGCAAAGCUCUCCCCCCCCUCAAAAUUGUUCUACUUCUUCGCCUGACUAGGAGGCUUUUGUUGUUCUUCGCCCAUCCGAUUGGAUCAAGGCCAAAUUCUAGGGGUCAAUAAUAAAAUUUCUGACUAUCUCUCCAUGA
This is a messenger RNA of Tigriopus californicus, 1019 nucleotides long. RefSeq lists its product as uncharacterized. Bases 199 to 810 code for a protein of 203 amino acids. The record is from RefSeq and is a predicted model, not a curated record. Lineage: Eukaryota; Metazoa; Arthropoda; Copepoda; Harpacticoida; Harpacticidae. The transcript has 2 exons.